AUGACGGCGAUCACUCUCCACGGCCCUCAUCAAGGUCCCCCACAACAGCCCGGUCAAUUCCAGAUCAACCACGGACAGCCUGGUGGCUCUCACAAUAUGAAUGCUCAAUACGCUCAUCACCAUCCACACCACCCAGUCCAUCUUACUAGGCCCUCUGCUGGGCUUAUAUCGGUCGCUUCCUCACCUGCUCGCAAUCCUGGGGCCUUCAUGCGCCAGACCACUCUGGCCAUCUCCCACCUCCAGGCCCAGUAUGCCGAGGCAUCGGGCAUUCAGCAAGAUGGUUACACAGGUAUGCGGUCGAUGCCACCUUCUGCAGCUUACGCCGCUCCUACAAGACCGGCACAACCAAUUACCAACGGCAUAUCUGAGGCUGUGCCACCAGUUCAGAUCCACCGCCGCCCUUCUAGCGCGCCGAGUGACCAACAAGAGAGUGUUAAUCCAGCCAGCCAAAUAAACUGUGGUCAAGAUGAAGACCAAGAACAGUCGGGGCCUUCCGGUGCUGUUGGGAAACUGGCGAAACCCCCUUUGCUUCGAUCGAAGAGCGAGCGUGGUUUGCGCCAUGAGCAAGAUGAAUCCUUGGAUGAUGAGCAGUAUGCCUACGGGGCAAGACAUGGCUUCGAAGAAGCUUAUCAGUCUGAGGAUAUCAUCUCUCAACUUGCCAAUAAUUGGUACAUGUACUUCACCGACAAGCGUCAUGAAACAACCGGGAAACCCAAGUCUCCCACCUUCGAGAUCCAGGACUGGCGCAUGCGCGAUCGGCUAAAGACCGUGUCUGCUGCAAUUGCCGUCUGCCUUAACAUUGGCGUUGAGCCUCCAGAUCAACUUAGAACAAACCCGGGCGCCAAACUCGAGGCCUGGCAAGACCCAACUAUUCCUCCGGUCAGCAAGGCUCUGGAGAACAUCGGCAAGGCUCUUCAGAGCCAAUAUGAAACCCUUGCUAUCCGCACUCGGUGCAAACAGUACCUUGAUCCGUCCAUCGAGGAGACCAAAAAGUUCUGCAUCUCUCUUCGCCGCAACGCCAAGGACGAGCGUGUCUUGUUCCAUUACAACGGGCAUGGAGUCCCCAAGCCAACGGCGUCGGGCGAGAUCUGGGUCUUUAACAAGAACUACACCCAGUAUAUUCCAGUCUCCCUAUAUGACCUCCAACAGUGGCUUCAGGCGCCGACCAUUUUCGUCUGGGACUGCUCCGAAGCAGGUAACAUCCUGAAAAACUACCACAAGUUCGUCGAAAGGCACGAGAAAGAGGAGGAAGAGCAGGCGGCAAAAGAUCCGAGCUACGAGAAGGUGAACUUCAGGCCGUACAUCCACCUCGCUGCUUGCGCCUCUAAAGAAAACCUGCCGACCAAUCCAAUGCUCCCUGCAGACCUCUUCACGUGCUGCUUGACCACCCCUAUCGAGAUGGCGCUGUGGUUUUUUGUCUUACAGAAUCCUCUUAAGACAAAGCUCACACCUGAGCGAGCAAGAAAGCUAGGCGGGAGGCUUCAGGAACGUCGUACGCCACUCGGAGAGCUCAACUGGAUCUUUACAGCAAUUACAGAUACUAUUGCUUGGACAACGCUUCCAAGGGACCUCUUCCGGAAGUUCUUCCGUCAAGACCUGAUGGUUGCCGCACUCUUUCGGAAUUUCCUCCUUGCUCAACGCAUCAUGCCUGUUUAUGGCUGCCAUCCCCAGUCAUAUCCCGAGCUACCUGAUACCCGUCGGCAUCCACUGUGGGAGGCUUGGGACCAUGCCGUCGACAUGGCCCUUGCUCAACUUCCAAUGCUUGAGAGAAAGGAGAGGGAAAACAUUCCCUAUGACUACGUCCCUUCGACUUUUUUCACGGAGCAGCUUACCGCGUUCGAGAUCUAUCUCACGCGAGGCGAUGCGGCCGCUCAAAAGCCACCAGAGCAGUUACCAGUCGUGCUUCAGGUCCUCCUUAGUCAGCAGCAUCGUCUGCGGGCGCUGAUUCUACUGGGACGAUUCCUCGAUCUUGGUCCAUGGGCGGUUCAGCUGGCCUUGAGCAUUGGCAUCUUCCCCUAUGUGUUGAAGCUGCUGCAAUCGGCCGCUCAAGAACUCAAGCCAGUAAUGGUGUUCAUUUGGACACGUAUCCUGGCUGUCGAUAUUUCAUGCCAGCAGGACCUGAUCAAGGACAAUGGCUAUACCUACUUUUCGUCCAUUAUGCGGCCAAACGAGACCAUUCCCGUUGUCGGGCUCUCUGUUAUUGACGAGCACAAAGCAAUGUGCGCUUUCAUCCUGUCCAUGCUGUGCAAAGGCUUUAAGACCGGUCAGGUUGUCUGCAACUCGACGGAGAUCAUGACUUCCUGCCUCUAUCACACUGAGCAUCCAGACAACCCGCUUCUGCGGCAGUGGUCGUGUCUCUGCAUCAGCCAGCUUUGGAAGGACUUCAACGAGGCGAAGUGGAGAGGCAUUCGAGAAAACGCGCUCCAGAAGCUCGCCGCUCUGGCCAGAGAUUCGUGCCCGGAGGUCCGGGCUGCCAUGAUUCAUGCUAUGACCACCUUCCUGGGGAUUCCCGAGGUAACGGAUGAGGUAGCCAGACUUGAGGAAGGAAUUGCCUGGGCCUUGCUUGAGAUGGCUACUGACGGAAGCCCCAUUGUCCGCAAGGAAUUGUUGGUCUUUUGGUCGGUUUUCGUUCUCCGCUACGAGAACAAGUUCCUUGUUGCUGCCUACGAGCAGCUGCUGGAGGAGAAGGAGUACAUGCUGUAUCCCCCACCUGAGGACGGCCUCGAGCACAAGAUGGGCCUGCACUAUGCCCGGCCGGAGAAUCGCGAGAAAGAUGGCACCAUCAAACCGAGUGCAUACGGUGUUGCGCACGAUUCCCUCUAUGCUGCCAUCUGGAAGCACCUGUGCAUCAUGAGCGUUGACCCCCACCCUGAAGUCCAGCGAGAUGCCACGACUAUCGUCGAUUACAUUCAUCACGCGCUCCUGCACUCUCCCGUUGGCACGCAGGCACAGACGCUCAUGGAUGAGAUCCUCAGGCGCGCUAGCAAAGUGUCGCGAGGUGACAACAGUCAAAGGAGCAGUGCCGCAGGUACUCGUGCGGCGCCUGCACAACCGAUGCCGUCGGCAGGCUUGCUAAAACGGACUGCCAGCUAUCUCUUUGGGCCUCUCUUGGGUGUCACGUCAGACGGCAGUUCGACGUCGAGUGUCUCAUCUACACCUACCUCGGCGCCUGGUAUGAACAGGUCUUCGUCUCAACGCAGUCGGAAGGGCUUGAACGCUGCAAAUGUUCUUCCUGAGAAGCCUGAUCAGGUGGCUCCGCCGGCUGCCUACCAUGUUGCUCCAGAGCCCCUGAGUCCCGGGUACCAAGAGCGGAAGCCUAAGGAAAUGCCAACUCUGCCCUUGGUCAGCACCUUCUUGGAGUGGUCUACUGAAUACUUCCGGGAGCCUCAGAUGAAGCCCCCGGAAGCUGAAGAGCCCGGUAGCCAUGAAUACAACCAACGGCUCUGGAGGCGGUCGCGCAAUGAAGCAGUUCUCCGAGAGACACAGCCCCAAAAACUGUAUGCUCGCACUCACAGGUGGAAUAACCAAAUUGGGCUGAUCAACAACGGCACCCAGCCGUCCAAGAUGACCUUCCACCAGUUCGAGAAUUGCGUGGCAGUAGCUGACGAUGGUAAUACCAUUACUGUCUGGGAUUGGAAGACAAAUGCUCGCCUGAGUCGCUUCUCCAAUGGCAACCCAGAGGGCACCAAGAUAUCUGACCUGUGCUUCAUCAAUGAGGAUGACCAAGCCCUUCUCAUGACUGGCUCUUCGGAUGGUGUCAUCCGCAUCUACAACAAUUAUGAUAGCGAUGAGCGGGUUGAGCUUGCAUCAGCUUGGCGUGCUUUGACUCAUAUGGUCCCUUCCAAUGUCAACUCCGGCAUGGUCUUUGAAUGGCUUCAGGUCAAUGGCCGCGUUCUCGUCGCGGGUGAUGAGCGGGUCAUCCGCAUCUGGAGUGCCGGUCAAGAGAUCUGCACACACGAGAUCCCAGCUCGAUCGGGCUCAUGUGUGACUAGUUUGACUUCAGAUCAAAUGACGGGCAACAUCUUCGUGGCUGGCUUUGGCGAUGGCGCCAUCCGUGUCUUCGAUUCGCGCUUACGCCCACACGAAGCUAUGGUCCGGAAGUGGAAGGAUGAUGCCAGACAAUGGGUCAGGUCAGUCCAUAUGCAACGUGGUGGCCAGCGCGAGCUGCUUUCGGCUAGCAGAAACGGCAAGAUCAGUCUAUGGGAUAUUCGGAUGGAUCAGCCGCUCAAGACCUUCCAGAGUACUAAGGAGAUUCUAAGGACGGCGAGCACACAUGAACACCUCCCCGUGUUUGCUGUUGGCACAUCUGCCCAUAUGGUUAAGGUCUUUGACUUCGACGGUAACGAGCUGACCCGUCUGGAGCCUUACUCAAACUUCUUGCAAGGCAGCAAAGCCUCACCAAUUGCCACGACCGCCUUCCAUCCUCACCGCAUGAUUCUGGGAUGCGCUUCCCGUGGCGACAAUUACAUCAGCCUUUAUUCGUGCAGCAAUGAGCGCGUCCCGAACCUGGUCUAG
Messenger RNA from Thermochaetoides thermophila DSM 1495, 4515 nucleotides. RefSeq lists its product as uncharacterized. Bases 1 to 4515 code for a protein of 1504 amino acids. Gene Ontology annotation, cellular component: TORC1 complex; cytoplasm. The transcript is spliced from 3 exons. Gene Ontology annotation, biological process: regulation of autophagy; TOR signaling; positive regulation of cell growth. Gene Ontology annotation, molecular function: protein-macromolecule adaptor activity; protein binding. NCBI's taxonomy places the organism in Eukaryota, Fungi, Ascomycota, Sordariomycetes, Sordariales, Chaetomiaceae. The record is from RefSeq and is a predicted model, not a curated record.